CUUCUGAGCAACUUAUAAUGACAAGGACGGCUAAACAGCGAGCUACCCGCCGCUUGAAAAGACAGCAAAUGCCUACCUUUCCAUUCACCAAUUUUCCAGCUGAGCUGCAACUCAUGGUACUAUGUAAGUGCGACCCCCAGACAGCCAAAAGACUGCUGGUGGCAAGUUCCUACGUCCAGGAUUUGUAUGUUCGAUAUUCAGAGACUGCUCUUCCAGCCAUCUUUGCGCAAGUUCCUGCACCUGUCAGCGCGCUCUUCCAGGUAUCAUGGGGCUUGCAAAACGAUGGCUUUAAUUGGGGCUUGAUUACAGAUCUGCUGGAAGUGAGUGACAUCUUUGAAUGGCACUGUAAGUUACCGGCCUUUCGACCUUUGACUAGUGACCCCCUGGAGGCCCUCCAAGUUCUGUUAGAUUUCUAUAUGGAAGUCGAUGACGCUGCUGAUCUCUUUGGCCAAUGCAUGGUCUUUGGAGUGGAGAAAUUCCUUGAUCCUACCGUGCAAUCUUCGCCGGUCAUACUCUCCAGUACUGAGCGUACUCGAAUCGCUUGCGCUUUAUGGGUACUCAAGAUCUUCCUCCAGGUACAGACCAGUCCCCACAAGCCUCCUGGAUUGGAUCCCAGACACUCCGCCCACGCAUUCUUCGAGAACCUACAGCCUUGGCAAAUAGAUCAUAUUCUUUCGCUCGAGAGUAAGCUUCAAGUUGGUGAGUACCCGCUCAAUACCUUGCUCUUCUAUGCCGGCCCAACGGAUGUAUAUUUCUCAGAGCGUUUGAUCGGAUCUCAGUAUGUCACCAAUGUUUUCAAUCGCUGUACGAGACCAGGCGGUCCGUGUUUGUUUCGUGUUUAUUGUUUGCAUACUGCACGUCGUUCUCAGUACCGGAGGUGUGGUGACGGCUACUAUCCAGGACCGUCUUCAAUGGCGACACAACUACGGAACCACACUUGGAACUCCAAAGAACUGGCUCAGCAUACCUUCUCGGCAUUUCGCUCCGAUAGAUAUCGAAAUCGCUGUCAGCAGCUGGGGCUAUCCUUCUGGGACUACGAGCGUUUGGCCCAAUGGCAGAUAGCUGAUGCAGCCGAGCUGAUGGUUGCAUCCGAUGAUGCCGACCUGCGAAGCUUGUCCUUUGGGCCGAUGUGUGACGGCCGAGAGCACUUAACGCCGCCGGCUGCUAUUGCGCGGACAAUGGAGCGACAGAUCAUCGAAUGGACGCGUUACUCUGAAUACGACACCCUUGAGGACUACCUGUACCAGAAGACCCUCAAUUCUCAACCCGAGCAAGGUGAGGAGCGCUUUCUACGAAGGUUCAUCACUCCUGGCGCAGUAUGUAAUAUUUGCGGUCUAGAUGGUCAUUGGUGGUACAACUGCUAUCUCCAGCAGUGGCGUUUCAAUUGGGGCUAAGGUGGCUUCAAUCGUCGCUCCAAAUUCCGAAUAGAUGUCUCCUUCGUCGAAAACUCGAGGUCGUUGGUAAGUCAGGGAGUUGUCAAGGUAGGUGGUGAGUAUUAGAUGCGAGCAUUUCUUGCAUUGGAAGCCAGCAAGUGUGAUUCGCGCGAAACAAAAUUGUAAUGUGAUGACACUUCUUAACCGAGUUCUUCUGCAUUGGCAACGGUA
Molecule: messenger RNA, 1604 nt
Organism: Boeremia exigua
Lineage: Eukaryota; Fungi; Ascomycota; Dothideomycetes; Pleosporales; Didymellaceae
Exons: 2
Coding region: 18-1394 (458 amino acids)
Source: RefSeq, a predicted model, not a curated record